Kwoniella botswanensis is the source of this 3696-nucleotide messenger RNA. RefSeq lists its product as uncharacterized. Gene Ontology annotation, biological process: translational initiation. The transcript is spliced from 12 exons. The record is from RefSeq and is a predicted model, not a curated record. Gene Ontology annotation, cellular component: cytoplasm; mitochondrion. Bases 1 to 3696 code for a protein of 1231 amino acids. Lineage: Eukaryota; Fungi; Basidiomycota; Tremellomycetes; Tremellales; Cryptococcaceae. Gene Ontology annotation, molecular function: GTPase activity; GTP binding; translation initiation factor activity.
AUGCCGCCAAAGAAAGGAGCCAAAAAAGGUGGAAAGAAAAACCAGGACGACGAGGAGUUUUGGGAGAAGAAAGAGGCUGCUUUGGCCGAUCUGAACUCACCUGCGGGAGAUGAUGAGGAUAUACCCAAACCUGCUAAAUCAAGUAAAGGGAAAAAGACGGGUGGAGUGUUUGAUCUGCUGGAUGAGGGUGAUGCGAUGGAUGAUGAUGAUGAAGGUGGCGAUUUGAUGGCUAUGAUAGCAGCCAAUGCCGCCAAGAAGAAGGAUAACAAGAAGAACAAGAAGAAGUACGAUUUUGACGAAGACGAAGAUCAAGACGAAGAUCAGAAAGCUGCGGCUGAGGUAGAUACGAAACCCAACAUGGACGAUGAGUGGCCAGAGGACGAUGUCAAACCUAAAAAGGGAAAGAAGGAUAAGAAAUCGAAGAAGAAAGCUGUGGUGGAUGAAGAUGAAGAGAUGGAGGAACCUUCCGCUGCCGCUGCUGAACCACCAACAGCGGUGAAUAUAGAUGAUGAAUGGCCAGAAGAGGAUGUCAAGCCCAAGAAGGGUAAGAAGGGAAAGAAAGGAAAGAAAGCUGUAGAUGAAGAAGAAGAAGAUUUAGAUGCGAUACUAGAAAAAGCUGCUGCUGAGAGAAGAGCUGCUGAAGCUGCCGCUAAAGAAGCUGAGCCUACGCCUGCUUCCGUUGCUGCCCUUGAGCCUGCUGCCGAAGAUGACGAGGAGGGUGGAGAUGACGGACCAAAGAUUUUGACGAAAGCUCAGAAGGAGAAGCUAAAGAAGGAAAAGGAGAAGGCCAAGAAGAAGGCUCAAGCUGCGGCUAAGAAAGCAUCUGCCCCCACUCCUGCUGCCGAAGAACCGUCACCAUCCGCUCCCGAACCCACCGCUGAAGCUGAAGAGGAUGAAGGGGACGAGGAAGCAGGAGCUGACAAGAAAAAGAAGAAGAAGAAGAAGCCCGCUGCCAAAGCUGCUGAACCUGCUCCUGCAGCUGCUAAGGGGAAGAAAGUACCUGCUCACAUCGCAGCUAUGCAGGCUGCUAUGGAAGAGAAGAAGCGAAUGGAGGAAGAAGCUCGAAAAGCUGAAGAAGAGAGAUUGAGGCAGAUCGAAGAGGAGGAGAAGAGGUUAGCAGAGGAAGAAGCUAAGAUCAAUGAGGCUAAAGCAGCUAAGAAAGCUAAAGAGAAGGAGAAACAGGCUCGUGCUAAAGCUGAAGGAAGGGCUCUUACACCUGCUCAGAAAAGAGAAAAGGCAGCUGCCGAAGCUAGGAAACAAGCCAUGUUGGCUAGUGGUAUGGUUGUAGCUGGUCUACAAGAUGGUGCCGCACCUGAAGCGAAGAAGAAGGUCGUAUAUGGUAAUAGGAAGAAACAGCAGAAGCCAACCGCCAAGGAAACUGCUACCCCACCUCCCGAGCCCGCUUCUCCUGCCCCGGCCCCUGUACCUGUCGAGAAGAAACCCGAACCCGCUCCAGCCAAGGAAGAAAGUGAAGAUGAUUGGGAUAAAUCGGAAGAUGAGGUGGAGAAGGUUGUUGCUGGUGUCGACAAGCUGAAGGUGGAAGAAUCCGAGGAUGAUUGGGAUAAAUCGUCAGACGAUGAAGCUACUCCUGCUCCUGCUCCUGCUGCCGCUCCCAAGACAUCGGUCUCUGCCCCAGCUGAAGCUGCACCUGCAUCUACACCCGCCCCCGCUGCCGCUCCUGCCAAACCUGCUGCUCAAAUUAAUGGAAAAGCUCCUUCAGCUGAAGAAGAGGAAUCCUCUGAGGAAGAGUCGUCGGAAGAAGAAACUGAUUCCGAUGAAGACUCCGACGAAGAGUCCGAUUCCGAGGAUGAGGCUGCUGCCAGAAAAGCGGCCGCUCUCGAGAAGAUCGAGAAGAGGAAGCAAGCUGCACAAGCUGCUGGUAGCAAAGAAGACCUUCGAUCUCCAAUCUGUUGUAUUUUGGGUCAUGUUGAUCAUGGUAAGACCAAGUUGCUUGAUCAAAUUCGUCAAACGUCCGUCGCCGAAGGAGAAGCGGGAGGUAUCACUCAACAGAUCGGUGCUACCUUCUUCCCCAAAUCUGCUAUCGUUGAGAAGACAGCCGUGGUCAAUUCAGACAACACCACCGAUGUCAAGAUCCCAGGUUUACUCAUCAUCGAUACACCGGGACACGAGUCUUUCUCCAACUUGCGAACUCGAGGUUCAUCCUUAUGUAACAUCGCUAUCUUGGUAGUUGACAUCACUCAAGGUCUUGAACCUCAGACCAUCGAAUCUAUCAACUUGCUCAAGAAAGGUCGAACACCUUUCAUUGUCGCUUUGAACAAGAUUGAUAGGAUGUACGGAUGGGAGCCUAAGAAGAACGCCGGUUUCAGGGAAACUUUGAACUCUCAAAAGGCAUUUGUCAAAUCAGAAUUCGAAGACCGAGUCAAAGCUGCCAAACUUGCUUUCGCUGAACAAGGUUUCAACGCUGAAUUGUUCGAUGAGAAUAAAAACUUGGGUCGAAACAUCUCUUUAGUACCUACUUCCGCUAUCACUGGUGAAGGUAUACCCGACAUGCUUCUGUUAUUGGUCAAACUUACUCAAGAGAGGAUGAAUGCCAACUUGAUGUACAUCUCGGAAUUGGAGUGUACCAUUUUAGAAGUCAAAAUCAUUGAGGGUCUUGGUACGACCAUCGAUGUUAUUUUGUCGAACGGUGUCAUGAGAGAAGGUGAUAAGAUAGUGUUAUGUGGUUCAGAUGGACCGAUAGUGACGAAUGUCAGAGCUCUGUUGACUCCUCAGCCAUUGAGAGAACUAAGAAUCAAGUCCGCCUACGUUCACAAUAAAGAAGUCAAAGCAGCUUUAGGAGUUAAGAUCUCUGCGCCAGGUCUCGAGAAAGCCAUUGCGGGAGCUAAAUUAUAUGUGGCACACGAUGAAGACGAAGUGGAAGCGUACAAGGACAUGGCCAUGGAUGAUUUGUCAUCAUUAGCUAAAUUCGUCACCAAAACAGGAAAAGGAGUUUGGGUUCAAGCUUCUACACUCGGUUCGCUGGAGGCUCUCUUGACUUUCUUACAGCAGAUGAAGAUCCCCGUGUUCAACUUUGGUAUAGGACCAGUGUAUAAAUCGACAAUAGUGAAAGCUGGUAUAAUGUUGGAUCGGGCGCCGGAAUAUGCUGUGAUCAUGGCUUUUGAUGUUACGAUUGAGAAAGAGGCUGAAGAGUUGGCUAAGAAAGCCGGUAUGAAGAUAUUCUCUUCAAUGGUUAUCUAUCACCUGUUCGACGCGUUCCAGAAGUACAUGGCGGAAGUACAAGAAUCACGAAGGAAGGAAGCUGCUCCCAAUGCUGUCUGGCCAGUAAGGAUGAAGAUCUUGAAGGCAUUCGCUCAUCGUGACCCUAUCAUUCUCGGAUGUGAUAUCAUCGAGGGAUCUAUGAGGGUCGGUACGCCAGUUGGUGUGGUCAAGGUGGAUAAAGCUUCUGGUAAGAGGGAGAUUAUAACGUUGGGUAAAAUCACCUCGCUUGAAAUCAACCAUAAACCUUUUACGAUAGUGAAGAAAUCCCAAGUCGGUGCGGGUGUCGCUGUGAAAAUUGAGAGAGCACCUUAUCAGACUGCUAGGAUGUUCAACAGACACUUCGAUGAGCAUGAUGAAGUUGUGUCGUUGAUCACUAGACAAAGUAUCGAUACGCUCAAAACAACAUUCCGAGAUCAGGUGGAGAUGUCUGAUUGGGCGAUAAUCAAGAAGAUGAAGACUGAACAGGGAGUAGCAUAA